Molecule: messenger RNA, 627 nt
Organism: Hydra vulgaris (swiftwater hydra)
Lineage: Eukaryota; Metazoa; Cnidaria; Hydrozoa; Anthoathecata; Hydridae
Source: RefSeq, a predicted model, not a curated record
AUGGGUAAAAAGAGUACAGAAGAUGUACAAAAAUAUUUACAUUCAUUAGGUUAUAAAAGUAUAGAAGAUGCAAUUGAUUUAGCUGCAAGAAAUGGUCACCUUGAAGUACUAAAAUAUUUACAUUCUGUUGGAUAUAGAUUAACAUAUGCAAUUAAUUUGUCUAUAUUUUUUGGUCAUCUUGAAAUGUUAAAAUAUUUACAUGAAUUAGGAUAUAAAGGUACAGAAGAUGCAAUAGAUAAAGCUGCAAGAAAUGGUCACCUUGAAGUAAUAAAAUAUUUACAUUCUGUUGGAUAUAGAUUAACAUAUGCAAUUAAUUUGUCUAUAUUUUUUGGUCACCUUGAAAUGUUAAAAUAUUUACAUGAAUCAGGGUAUAAAGGAGACAAAUGGGCAAUUGAUGGUGCUGCAAAAAAUGGUCAUCUUGAAGUACUAAAAUAUUUACAUGAAUUAGGGUAUAAAGGAGACAUAUGGACAAUUAAAGGUGCCGCAGAAAAUGGUCACCUUGAAGUACUAAAAUAUUUACAUUCUAUUGGAUAUAAAGCAACAGAAUGGGAAAUUACUCGUGCUGCAGAAAAAAAUGGCCAUCUUGAAGUAGUAAAAUAUUUACGUUCUAUUGGAUAUACGAAGUGA